Planococcus citri (citrus mealybug) is the source of this 3281-nucleotide messenger RNA. RefSeq lists its product as uncharacterized. Gene Ontology annotation, cellular component: membrane. The record is from RefSeq and is a predicted model, not a curated record. Gene Ontology annotation, molecular function: heme binding; heme transmembrane transporter activity. The transcript is spliced from 8 exons. NCBI's taxonomy places the organism in Eukaryota, Metazoa, Arthropoda, Insecta, Hemiptera, Pseudococcidae. Bases 442 to 1773 code for a protein of 443 amino acids. Gene Ontology annotation, biological process: heme export; transmembrane transport.
GGGCGGUUGAUUCAGAUCAAGCAAAAGUAUUCGUCUUUGGCGUUCAAAAUUAACCCAAAUUUUCGACAAAUUGAAUACAUACCUAACUAAAGAGCGAUAAUAUGAUACGUCGCCCACUCAAAACUAGGAAGGAAUGUCCCUGAACGUGAUUAUGCUUCAUUGCGAUAUAUGUAGAGCUUUACAACACUGUUAAAUAAAACGAUAUCAACUGUAAUAAUAUAAACCUCGAGUAGCCGAAUUGUGCGAUGAUUAUUAAAAUGAUAAAUGUUGGAUUAGCAGUCUUCAGUAGGUAUAAAUAGCGUAAAGAAUGAAAUUGCGAGUGAUUUCGCGCACAUAGGAACCUACUAAUGAUUUUCAGAUUUACUGUGUAUUACGAGUAGAAUGUUAGUGUCAUUUUAGUUUUUUUGUUCGUAGUCGUAAAAAUACCUAAGUUAAAAAAAUAUGAAGUCUUCCGCGGAUACCAAUAAAGUAGCAGAUCAUAAAUUAUACAAACGAAGAUGGUUUAUGUUGUUUAUAUUUGUGAUUUAUGUGUUCAAUGGCUCGCAACAAUGGGCCCAAUUUACUAUUAUCAAUAAUUUGGUCACAAAGUAUUACAAUGUUACAACCACACAAGUAGAAUGGACGGCGAAUGUGUUUACUUUAUCGUACAUCAUACUUGUUGUACCGGCGUUAUAUCUGAUUGACUUUUUGGGUGUUAGAUACACGAUGAUCCUUGGAGCAUGCGGUAUCACAGUUGGCAACUGGAUCAAAGUAUUUUCAGUGGCACCAGAUCGCUUUCAUGUGGCUUUCUUGGGGCAAUGUUGUUCAGUUUCUUUUCUAAUGAUGACUUACGGAUUAAUGGGACGUUUUACUGCUAUGUGGUUUGGAGCUGAUGAGAUCUCAACUGCUGGAGUUUUAGCCAUUUUAGGAGAUCAACUAGGUGCAGCAUUUGCUUACUAUUUUCCCACUGUUCUGGUGAAAGAUGGUCCCGAGGAAGCCAUUGGUAAUGGAUUGAGAAACAUGCAUCUUUGUGUAUCCAUCACUUCGACUGUUAUAUUGUUUCUGGUUUUAAUCUUUUUUGAAGCAAAACCCAAACUGCCACCCAGUGUAGCUCAAAUUAAACAAAAACAAGCUAAACAAGAAAAAAUAUUACCAACUCUGGUCAAACUGGCGAGGAAACCGGCAUUUUUACUGUUUAUGGUUUCUUAUGGGUUAAAUUGUGCUUCAUUCGUUGCUUUGGCUACUUGUUUGAAUGAAAUCGUCGUGACAAAUUUUCCGGGAGCAGUCAGUGAUGCUGGAAAUAUUGGCUCUUUAAUGAUGAUCAGUGGAAUUAUAAGUUCACUUAUCGUCGGAAAGGUUCUGGACAAGACUCGGAAAUUCAAAGAAUGUGCUGUUGUUUUAACCUGCGGUACGACCCUCUCUAUGAUUGCAUUUACGUGGUCGUUGAAAUCUGGUAAUAUUUUGUUCGUCUAUGGAGCUGCAUGUAUCAUUGGAUUUUUUGUUAUGGGAUACUAUUCUAGUGGAAUGCAAUUAGGUAUCGAGCUUACUUUUCCAAUACACGAAGAAAUAUCCACUGCUAUAACUUUUCUUUCUGGAAUGACGUGCGCUUUCGUGAUAACCGUAGCAUAUGGCUACAUGAUAAAGGGCUUCGGUGACUUAAAUUCUAACAUCGUGAUGAUCGUAUUGAAUAUUAUCGCAAUCAUAGCCACAUUAUGUAUACCGGUUGAUUUGAAACGUCAACGAGCUGAAAAUGAGCCGAAUCCGAAAUCUAGCGAAUUAAAAGAAUUCAUUUAGAAGUCUCACCUUCUUCAUCAUGAUGAUCUCAAAAGAACCAAUAUAUUCGAGUAUGAGCAUUUACCUACACAAACGAUAACUUAAUCCGAAAAUUGAAGAUUGUUUUGAUCGAUGUACUUCAACUGGUUGUAAAUUAUUAUCGUGAAGUAUCUGAAAUUGUAGUAUUGAUCGAAUCGUAAAAUAUUUCGUGUUAUUUUGAAACUAAACGUGAAAUGGUUUUGUUUACGUGAAAUAACGUAAGAACAAAAGCCAAUCAAUAACUCAUCACUAAAUAAAUUUUUAAAUAAAAUUACUCAAAGACUCUCACAUCAAUCCAUUCGUCCUUAUAUGAAGCAAAAUGAAUUAAAAUCGAUUAAAUAUUAAUAUCUACACAUUACGCAAAAAUGAUUCAGAAAAAGAAACUUUCAUUUGAAAUUCAACAACGUUCCUACUUUUUAAUUUAGUCUAUAGUUACGCUGUAGUUGUCAUAAUUAUUUACAAGGAAUCGAUUAGGCAACUUAUCUCACAUCUUUGAUAAACUCCCGAUAUUUUCAAUUUUUUUUUAUUUAAUAAUUUUUAUUUUUUUUAAUGUUCUAUUCGUCUUCAUCUAUUUUUCAUUUCUUGGGUAUUUCUCUGCAGUUAUUUUUCUUCGCAUUUUUUUCUUUUUGAAGUUUCAAUUUCAAGAAUAUUUUUAGCUUGUUUCAUACUGCAUAUUUUUUGCAAAAUAAUUAUUUUGAUUCCUUAGACUUGUUUUUAUUCUUCAUUUUUUAACCUGAAAUUAUUGGUUACAUUACCGCAUGGAUUCCUAUUUUAAACUGUUAAGUAGGUAUCAGUACUACUUUUUAAAUUCUUUCUGCUGUUUUUAUUUCAAUCAGUUUUUUUACUUUUUUUUUAUUUAUUCAAAUAUUUGUGAUUUUCUUGAUUUUUGAAAUUUUUAAAAUAUUUUUUGCAUCAUUCAUUUUUUAUUUUUUUUUAUUCUUUUAUCCCCUUGCAUUUUUUUCAUCUUUUUAAUUUUUAAAAAUAUAUUUUACCAUCAUUCAAAUUGUUUUUCAUUAUCGGAUAUUUUUUGUAUGUAAUAUUGUAAUCUAAUUUUAUUGUCAUUUUUUUUUCAUUUUUGGGAACAAAAAUUAUCCCAAUAUCAUUUCUGUUUAUUUCAAACUGGUUCCCGAUAAAUUGAAUACGUAUUUGAGAGCGAUGCGUUUGUAAGAUUGCAGCACCGUCGAACUCUCAGAACUUGGAAGUAACAUGCACGUAAUGAUGGAUCUCAUUGCUGAGAAAUAGAGCUUAAAUUGAAUAAAACCUUAUCAAAUGAACCUACCUAAUAAAACCCUCAAGUAGGUACCUACCCAGUUGAAUUUCUCAACAAUUAUUAAAGUGAUAAAAAUGUACUCGUAGAUAGCGCGUUAAGAGCAGAACCACGAGUGUUUCGCAUUUUCAAGUAGGUAUUGAUAAAUAAUGCUUCCUAUACAAAUGUACCCAAUACGUAAAUUGUCAGUACCUACUAGUAUUAUAUGUAUUGUUUUCUCAUA